This is a messenger RNA of Penicillium psychrosexuale, 1374 nucleotides long. RefSeq names its product chitin deacetylase CDA6. Bases 1 to 1374 code for a protein of 457 amino acids. Gene Ontology annotation, molecular function: chitin binding; hydrolase activity, acting on carbon-nitrogen (but not peptide) bonds. Gene Ontology annotation, biological process: carbohydrate metabolic process. Lineage: Eukaryota; Fungi; Ascomycota; Eurotiomycetes; Eurotiales; Aspergillaceae. The record is from RefSeq and is a predicted model, not a curated record. The transcript is spliced from 2 exons.
AUGCGUAUUCAACCCAUCUGGGUCGCCACUUUGGCAACGUGUGUAUUUGCUAAAUUGCAUGUCGGUCCUGUGCAUACGGUUGCAAUUGAACAACCUCAACCAGAAACCGAGUCUCAUUUGGACACCCGUGAUGCCCCCAAUAAUUUGGACUAUCGCUGUGGCCCCAAGAUCGGCAAAUGUCCGGUCGGUACAUGCUGCUCCGGUGCAGGUUUCUGCGGCACGUCGAAGGCGCACUGUCGCUCUCCAGACUGCAAGCUUGACUACGGUAAAUGUGACGCUCACCGAUCGCCUUCUGGACCCCCAACCAAGGAAAUCCCCCGUCCUCACGUCGGUCAAGUUCCGUACGGCCCUCGCGAGAUCCGUUCAUGCGCUAUCCCCGGAACUGUUGCAUUGACCUUCGACGAUGGCCCGACACGUUACACUGGCGAUCUGCUCGAUUUGCUUGACAAAUACGAUGCGAAGGCGACAUUCUUCAUCACUGGGAUCAACAACGGAAAGGGCUCUAUCGAUGACCUCACCUUGCCAUGGGCUUCAUUGAUCGAACGCAUGCACUCGAGUGGCCACCAGAUCGCCAGUCAUACAUGGUCGCAUGAGGACCUCAGCAAGAUCACUCCUUCGCAACGCAAUGAGCAAAUUGAAAAGAAUGAAGCUGCGCUGCGCAACAUUCUCGGAUCUUUCCCCACUUACAUGCGGCCGCCUUAUUCCAGCUGCAGUCCUGACACAGAGUGCGGAAAUGAGCUGGGCGAGCUUGGGUACCACAUCAUUUUGUAUGACAUUGACACGGAUGACUAUAAAAACGACAGUCCAGAUCUGAUUCAGCGGUCUAAGGAUAUCUUUGAUCACCAGCUUUUGAACAGCGACCCACGCACCAAAUCAUGGCUUGUCAUUGCGCAUGACGCCCAUGAACAGACCGUCCACAACCUCACAGAGCACAUGCUCAAGGGCAUCAAGCGGCAAGGCUAUCGUGCCAUUACCGUUGGGGACUGUCUCCGUGAUCCCAGGCCACUCUGGUACCGCAAGGAUAGCCGGAUGCCCACUCAGAAGAAGAAGCCCAAGAAGACAGCUUCGGCAGAUCCCAACAAGCCGAUCUCUUGGGAUGGCUCCUGUGGUUCCAACUACACUUGCCUUGGAUCUACCUAUGGCUUUUGCUGUGGUAGUAAUAGCUCUUGCGGCAACACCACCAGUCAUUGUGGAAGCGGCUGUCAAAAGGAUGCCGGAUAUUGUUCCGUUGAGGCUCCUUACAAUGGCGAUGCCUGGGACCCGAAAGUCCAGACCAAGGGUCACAAGUCGGAAGCUGAUUCUGAUUUCCGAACCAUUGGCACCGCGGCUGCAACAUCGUUGUUCCUUGCUUUGAUCGUUGCGAUGUGGAUGUGA